CGGCGAAGGAUGGGCCCUCUUUUCCCAGCUACCUGUGUCGUCCUGUUCGCCGUGAACGUCGUCGUCACGCCCGCCUCUAUUGGUCCCGAGGAUUAUCCUGCGGACGAGGCCGAGAGGGCGGCCAGUAAUGAUAUCAUUUUCGACGACUACAGAGGGAAAGGGUGUGUGGACGAUAGCGGAUUCGUGUACAAACUCGGAGAGCGCUUUUUCCCUGGACACUCGAACUGCCCGUGCGUUUGCACGGAAGAUGGACCAGUCUGUGAUCAGCCCGAGUGCCCGAAAAUACACCCCAAGUGCACAAAAGUGGAGCAUAACGGUUGUUGCCCGGAGUGCAAGGAAGUCAAAAACUUUUGUGAAUACAGGGGGAAGACGUAUAAAAUACUGGAGGAGUUUAAGCCCUCGCCGUGUGAGUGGUGUCGUUGCGAACCAAAUAACGAGGUGCAUUGCGUGGUGGCCGACUGCGCCGUGCCGGAGUGCGUCAACCCAGUCUACGAGCCGGAGCAGUGCUGCCCCAUCUGUAAAAACGGUCCAAAUUGCUUCGCUGGAACGACGAUCAUCCCAGCCGGCAUUGAAGUGAAAGUGGACGACUGUACCAUCUGCCGCUGUCAUAACGGGGACUGGUGGAAACCCGCGCAGUGCUUGAGGCGAGAGUGCCUCAACGCCCAGGCUUCGUCGUAG
This is a messenger RNA of Chanos chanos (milkfish), 678 nucleotides long. RefSeq names its product von Willebrand factor C domain containing 2 like (gene vwc2l). The record is from RefSeq and is a predicted model, not a curated record. Gene Ontology annotation, cellular component: AMPA glutamate receptor complex. Gene Ontology annotation, molecular function: protein binding. Bases 10 to 678 code for a protein of 222 amino acids. NCBI's taxonomy places the organism in Eukaryota, Metazoa, Chordata, Actinopteri, Gonorynchiformes, Chanidae. The transcript has 3 exons. Gene Ontology annotation, biological process: negative regulation of BMP signaling pathway.